Clupea harengus (Atlantic herring) is the source of this 3374-nucleotide messenger RNA. It is a transcript of the gene pik3ap1, whose product is annotated as phosphoinositide-3-kinase adaptor protein 1. The record is from RefSeq and is a predicted model, not a curated record. Gene Ontology annotation, cellular component: cytosol. Gene Ontology annotation, molecular function: phosphatidylinositol 3-kinase regulatory subunit binding; signaling receptor binding. Lineage: Eukaryota; Metazoa; Chordata; Actinopteri; Clupeiformes; Clupeidae.
AAUAUGAGGAAAUGAACUGCUGCUUUUAACACUCUUGAACUGUGGAAUAGAGGUGGGGGAACAGCCCUCAGUUAAAGUAAAAGAUGCACACUGCAACAACUUCUCUGAAAAACUGCUUUGCCUCGGUAGAGCCCUGUUUUGGAUGCGGUUGCACAGGUGGCGCACAUUUUAACAUCAGAUGCCAGGCCCUUUAACUGACAUUAUCUCAGCUUGCAAAAUGAGUGAGGUGGCUAUCCUACACACCAGUGAAGCUGCGGAAUGGGCUAGUUAUCUGCAAACCAUAUUUCAAGCAUCGCACAACUUUCCCAAGAACUCUGUGGUCUUGCACCUAGUGGACAGCGAGGCUCCUCAGGAGGACCUAGACCUGAGAGCUCUCUCGGACAGCAAGUGCAUUUUACUCUUACUGUCUGCUGUCUUCCUGGACCUUCUGAGUGAGCCAGUGGUUAAUGAAACGUUCCAGAAACUUCUGUGUCCUCCACACACAGUGGUGGUGUUUUUCUGUGCGGUCUCUGAGGAUGAUGUCGGCUCAGAUAACUUUGAGCACUGGGACAGCUGGAAGAAGCUCCAUGCUGAAGAUGAGCCCAGCUUUUAUGUCUCUACAGUAAUGGAGUCUAUUGCCAAUGCUUCUAAAGAUAUCAGACAAACACAGGAGGAGUACUGGCCUGAGCCCCCAGUGCUCGACGAAGAGUUUCCUCCACCCUGCACAGAGCACGCUGCCCUUCUCUCAGACCCUUCGCCUGAGCCCCCCAUAUAUGAAGAUGAUAUCGUUCUCUCACCACUUGACAAGAGCCAAGACAUUUGCUUCAUCCCCCAGGCCUGUGUCACAGUGCAGCCAGAAAGAAUCCCGUGUGGGGAAAAUGUAACUGUUUACAUCAUCAUGCUGAAUAAGCUGGGCAAUCAGGAAAAUGUUGAGAUGGAAUUUUCAGGUAAAGACACCAGCAAGCGUGUUCCAGGAAAGUUUGUGAAUGAGUAUACCAUCAAUGGUCUGUCACCCGAUAUGCCGGCAGGAGAGGUGACACUCACCCUGUAUUGCAACAAUUCUGUAAUUUGCUCAAAAUGCCUAACAUAUUUCACACCAAUGGAUGAAAUAAACAGCCAACUUGAAAAAGCAACUGAUCCUUUACAGUUCAUGUGUCAGGCAUUUAAUAUCACAUGCAACACCACAGAACCACUUGAUAAUUUGCUAACUGAAUCUCUCAAGUCCCGAAUGCCUGCGAAUGGGCUCCAUGUCUUUGGAAUUAGUCAACUUGAGCAAGAACCUGUCUCAGUUAGUCAAAGAGAUAGAGAGCUCCCAACGCUACUUCACUUUGCAGCAAAAUACGGUCUCAAGAGACUUAUGAUAGUCCUUCUGCAGUGUCCAGGUGCUUUGCAGGCAUACAGUGUGGCAAACAAGCAUGGGGAGUACCCCAAUAACCUAGCAGAAAAGAAUGGCUUCUCUGCCCUAAGGCAAUUUAUGGAUGACUAUGUUGAGACGGCAGACACGACUAACACUGAUGUACAGGAUUCUCCUUCUGAGCCACUGGAUGAGAGUGUGUAUGAGCACAUGACCAAAUCACCUCAGGAGAUGGAGAUGGAUUCUCUCGAGGGUGACAUCUAUGAGUCUAUGAGAGAACUGGGAGAAUGCGCUGAAGACUUAUACGAAGAUAUGGAGACUGCUACAAAAGAAUCACAGAACCAAGAAGAUACUUUGCUGAGAAAGUUUUUCCAAGUGCGAGCAGGGCAGCCUUUGGGCCUGAACUGCAUGACUGAUGGCCAUCAUCCAAAAGAGGGGGAAGGGGAAGCUGACUUCUAUGAAGAGGAAGAGGAAGAGGACCCCUACAAUGCCUGCUUUAACGAACAGAUCUAUGACACAGUGGAGGAUCUGACUUCUCCCGAGAUCAUCAACCGCCCCCCUGCCCCUAUCCCCAGGCCCAUGGGGACGCUGGACAUGCAGGAGAAUAAAACAUACAUCUCACGCGUGUUUUCUGAGAAAGAGUCAACCUACUCCCAAUGCAAUCGCAGAGACAGUGUGCCCCCUCAAGCAGUGCAGCCUAGGAAGGAGAGACUGCUAAGCAGCGCCCACGAUCCCUAUGCCGGGAUGAAGACUCCAGGUCAGAGGCAGCUCAUAGCUCUGCAGGAGAGGGUGAAGGUGGGGUCACUGACUGUGGACGAGGCCGUGCAAGAGUUCAAGGCCUGGAAGUUUGACCAGGACAAACGAUCAUGCUCUGUCCGGUUCCAACAGGACAAUCUUCAGAAGUUGCGUGACAGCAUCACUCGUCGGCAUAAAGAGAAAGGGAAGUCAUCAUUGGAAGAUCUGGAGAUCACGUCGCCAAUGCAGAGGGACCUGCAGUGGAGCAGGGACGUGAGUGUAGAGUGUGCCAUCUAUGACCCCAGUCCACGGACCCCUGCUCCCCCCCCGCCAGUGACCCAAACCAUGCAGAGGGGCACCUGGCAGACUGGGAGCACCUCCAGCAACUCCAGUAGCGAAAGCAACAGGCUGAGCACUCUGAGCACUCUGAGCAGUGGAACAGAAGGGGAAUUUGAGGAUGUUCCAGAUCUAGGCCCCCUCCCUCCACUACCCCCCCGAUAUGGUGACGACCCCCCCCUGCUUCCACCGCCUAGACUCCCCCGUCGCAUUCCGGAAAGGAUUCCAGAGAACAUGCUCCAUGAGCGCUACAUACAGAGCCCCAGUCGCACCCUCACCCAACCGCCUCCUCAGAGACCGAUUCCACCCCCACCCAUACCACGGAGAAUACAUUGAUGACCACCCUUGACACGUAGACACCACUGUCCUGAGGGAUGGCGUUUCUUCCUGAUGUAGUUAAGUGGCCGUGGAUUAGACUGACAUAAGUGGAGGGCUGACUUGGACCAUGGUAGUUUGAAAUGUGGUUGGUCACUCUGAAAAGCAGAUAACUUGUAGAUAUCAUUGAUUUCCCUGUGAUCAUAGCUUUCAACAUUUGAAGGGAUAUACAAGGACUGAUUUUGUUUGUUUGUUGACUGUGCUGUCUUUUUAGAUGGAAUAUUCAGUAGGCCUAAUCCUUUUGUGAACUGAAAAGUUUUCAAUUACUUGAGAACUCCCCCAUUAAGAACAUGGGCUCAAUUCCCCCAUUAAGCACAAGGUCGGUAUGCAGUUCUGUGGUAGCAUCAGUAUCAGCAUACAGUAGACUAUUACGAACACAAGUGAUAUCAUAUUAUACUAUUCACAUUUGAAUCGUGUUUAAACUUAUUAAAACGAAUCAAAGUGCGUAAGUCUACCAUUUCUUAAACAAUUGUUUUAUUUAUUUUUCUGAACUUUACGUGUUUGUAAGCCGUGUAAAAUGUAGUAUGUUAUGCAUUCCUUUGUGAUAUUUGAUGUGUGUGAGUGUGACAGAAUAAAGUGAUAUUAUGAUAACAUA